Molecule: messenger RNA, 898 nt
Organism: Scleropages formosus (Asian bonytongue)
Lineage: Eukaryota; Metazoa; Chordata; Actinopteri; Osteoglossiformes; Osteoglossidae
Gene: gem
Product: GTP binding protein overexpressed in skeletal muscle
Exons: 4
Coding region: 1-879 (292 amino acids)
Biological process (GO): negative regulation of high voltage-gated calcium channel activity
Cellular component (GO): plasma membrane
Molecular function (GO): calcium channel regulator activity; GTPase activity; GTP binding
Source: RefSeq, a predicted model, not a curated record
AUGACCCUGCUGGGGGCCAUGCGGCGCCACAGCGUCCAUCUGCAGCAUCAGCUGCACCGCUGGAGCAUCUGCACGGACGCGGAGCACCUCCUGAACGGCAGCCUGACCCCCGCGUCGCUGCUUCCGCGCUCGAGGUCGGGCGACGCGGCCGCCGAGAGCUGCUCGUCGGCCUCCUCCGACUCGGUCGCGUCGGGGGACUCGGCCGGCAACCUGUACAACGUGGUGCUGAUGGGCGGACACGGCGCGGGCAAGUCGGCGCUGGCCAGCAUCUUCGCCGGGGCGCCGGACACCAUGGACGGGGACUUUGAGCACUGCGCAGGGCAAAUCUGCGAGCGAACGGUGACGGUGGACGGGGAGAGCGCCAUCAUCACUUUACUGGACACGUGGGACCCGCAGGACGGGGGCAGCUGGACGCAGGAGCAGUGCCUGCAGGCGGGCGACGCGUACCUCAUCGUUUACUCCAUUACGGAGCGCGAGAGCUUCGAGAGGGCCUCCGAGCUGCGCAUCCAGCUGCGCAGGGCCAGGCAGUCCGAGGACCUGCCCAUCAUCCUCGUGGGCAACAAGUGCGACCUCGUGAGGUGCAGAGAAGUGUCCGUCAACGAAGGGCGCGCGUGCGCCGUGGUGUUCGACUGCAAGUUCAUCGAGACGUCGGCGGCCAUGCAGCACAACGUGCGGGAGAUGUUCGACGGCAUCGUGCGCCAGCUGCGGCUGCGGCGCGACACCAAGGAGGCCAACGAGCGCCGCAGGGGCCUCAACCGGCGGCGCCAGAGCCUCCCCAAGAAGGCCAAGCGCUUCCUGGACAAGCUGGUGGCCAAGAACAACAAGAGCGUCGCGUUCCGCCUCAAGUCCAAGUCCUGCCACGACCUCUCCGUGCUGUAGGCCGGACCGGGUCCCCCCU